This is a messenger RNA of Salarias fasciatus (jewelled blenny), 2545 nucleotides long. It is a transcript of the gene afap1l1b, whose product is annotated as actin filament associated protein 1-like 1b. Bases 129 to 2417 code for a protein of 762 amino acids. The record is from RefSeq and is a predicted model, not a curated record. Gene Ontology annotation, molecular function: SH3 domain binding. The transcript has 19 exons. Lineage: Eukaryota; Metazoa; Chordata; Actinopteri; Blenniiformes; Blenniidae. Gene Ontology annotation, cellular component: cytosol.
GACUCGCAGCUCCGCCGGGUCUGUGGACAGCAACUCUCUCAUGUUCACAACUUUCACGAGAGAACGAGCAGAGAGGACUAAAGCCGGAAACAGCGAGUUUGGCGAAGGACUGGACGCUCCAGAGCAGCAUGGACUCUAAGCGGCAGAGUGUCGUGAUGGAGCGACUGGUGACAGAGCUGAGCUCUCUGCUGAAGCUGCUGGACCACGAGACCGUCAGUCCCGCCACCGCUGAAAAAAUGGCCUCCAUACGUAACAUCCUGGAGUCACUGCAGCUGUCAGUCAAUGGAUCAGAUGUCUACAUGAACAGCUGUCUCUACGGCAACGGCACCAGUUUUGUAGAGUCCCUGUUUGAGGAUUUUGACUGUGAUUUGCACAUGCUCAGUGCAUCUCCACUGGACCAGAAAGAGCACAUCGAUGAAGAGGAGAAGCCUCAGCGCAAUAAAUCUACGCCGACUGACACCCCCCCACCUCUGCCCACCACCCCGCUUCCUGAUGACUACUAUGAAGAGGCGGUUCCUCUGGAUCCCGGAUCCACGACGCAGUACUUCACCACCACUUCUAGGAACUCCGUGGAGGACGCCUACUAUGAAGACGCCGACAAUAACUACCCCACCACCAGACUCAACGGGCCUCCCAAAAACUCCUAUAAUGACUCGGACGCUCUGAGCAGCUCCUACGAAUCAUACGAGGAGGAGGAUGAGGAGGCCAAGGGGCGGGAUCCCCCUCAGAGGUGGACGGCAGAGGAGAGCCCGGACGGGCCGGUCAGAGACUGCCGCAUCUGCGCCUUCCUGCUGAGGAAGAAACGCUUUGGCCAGUGGGCCAAACAACUGGUCGUCGUCCGUGACAGUAAACUGCAGUGUUAUAAGAGCAUCAAAGAGACUUCUCCCCACACGGAGCUGCCGCUGAAUCUCUGCAACGUCAUCUACGUCCCGAAGGAAGGCCGCAAAAAGAGACACGAGCUGCGCUUCUCGCUGCCCGGAGGCGAAGCUCUGGUCCUGGCAGUUCAGAGCAAAGAACAGGCCCAGCGCUGGCUCAAGGUGAUCCACGACGUUGGCAGCCAGUGCAGCAGCAGCGAAUUGCUGGAGGGUUCCACUUCUCCCAUUAUACAGAGGAAGCUGGAGCUCGACAAGGUGCUGCAGUCCGACAGACAGGCGUCAGACUCGGACAGCGGGCCAACGGCCGAGAGUCAGUCCACCGCGCACGGAGCGGGGCGAGACGCCACAGACACACUCAACAGAGGGAAGCGCGGCGCCUUCUCAGAGCUGACCGGGUCCAUGAGCCGAGCGGCAGGGAAGAAGAUCAAUCGAAUCAUUACCUUCUCCAAACGGAAGCCCCCCUUACCGGGAGAGUUGCCCUCGUCGUCAGGCCACCACGACAACCCCCGCUGCGGAUACCUCAGUGUGUGUCUCAGCGGGUCUUGGAAGGAGCGCUGGUGCGUGGUUCGAGGUGGAAGCCUGCAUUUGCAGAAGGACCCCGGGGACCAGCGUCCUCCAGUCAUUGUGGUGCCGCUCAAAGGGGCGGAGGUGAUGCCAGGAGGCCUCGGACCCAAACAUCCCUUCUCCUUCCGCAUCCUGCAGGGAAGCAGCGAACUCGCAGCCUUAGAGGCCAGCUGCUCCGAGGAUCUUGGCCGCUGGCUGGGUGUUUUGUUUGCAGAGACCGGCAGCGCCACUCUCCCAGAAGAGCUGCACUAUGACUACAUCGACGUGGACACCCUCACCGACAUACGGCACGCCGCCAGACACUCCUUCAUAUGGGCGACCAGCACUGCGGCGUCCUCCAGCAGCGCCUCAAUAGACUCCAGGAUGUAUGAUGAGGUCUAUGAAAGCAUUGAGGAUUGUGAGAUGGAGAGCAGACCCGGACAGGUGAGGCGACACGCCUCCUUCUCCAGCAGGGACUCUGAAAAAACCGAGCAACAGGCCGCCGUCAAGAGACACGCCUCCAAUGUGAAUCAGUACGGCCGAUACGGAAAGACGCGUGCAGAGGAGGACGCCAGGAGGUACCUGAGACAGAAGGAGGAGCUGGAGAAGCAAAAGGAGGAACUCAGGAAUGAGCUGAUCGCCCUCCGCAGGGAGAAGAAGGAGGUGAAGAGUAGCACAGGUCAUGGGGUGGAAAAGCGGCUCGCCGAGCUGGAGUCGCUGUGUAAACAGAAGGAGGAGGAGAGAGUGGAGCUGGAGCUCAAACUGACAGAAGUCAAGGAGAACCUGAAGAAGUCCCUGGCCCGAGGAGCGCUGGGUCCUCCCACUGACACCAAGAUCAGCGUCAAGGCACAAGGCAGCAAGGUUGAAAAGGUGUACAACGAGACCCUGCCUGUUAACUCAGCGGCCGAGCUCCGUAAGCGUCCCCCGUCGCUUUACGCCUCCUCCAAGGGGAACGUCAUGCAGAAGGCAAAGGAGUGGGAGUCAAAGAAGGGGACCUAGACUGAACGUGAGAAGAAUGACAGAUGGAUUCACCAAGAGGAAAAAAAAAAAAGAACCCUAGCUGUGACUGAAGGAUGUGUAAAAGAAGAAUGUAAGAAGAGCAGAGUAACAGGCACUGAGGAGAAGAG